AAAGUGGAACUCAUCGAUCCCAGUAUUUUUUCAGAUUCCUCGCCAUUGGAAUGAACCGGAUUGUCGAAAGCUUUUUGAAAAGUAUGGUCCAGUCUUCUCACUGAACAUUCUACGGGACAGGCAGACACAAGUGAGCAAAGGUGUUGCUGUAGUACUCAACAUUGUUGUUACAGGAUGUUGCUUCGUCACAUUUUAUCAUCGUCGGGAUGCGAUUGCAGCUCAAAGUGCUCUACAUAACAUCGAGGUCAUUGAUGGGAUGCAUCAUCCAGUACAGAUGAAGCCCGCCGAUACUGAAAAUCGAAACGAGAGAAAAUUGUUUAUUGGUCAGUUGUCUAAAAAACACAAUGAGGACGACAUUAAAAAUUACUUUGGAAAAUUUGGGCAUAUAGAGGAGUGCACUGUGCUAAGAGAAACCGACGGCAAAAGCAGAGGAUGCGCGUUCGUUACGUAUACGAAUCGCACUAGUGCGUUGGCCGCAAUCAAAGAUAUGCAUCAUUCGACCACGAUGGAGGGCUGUUCGGCACCGUUGGUUGUCAAAUUUGCUGACACUCAAAGGGAAAAAGAAGUGAAAAAAUUACCCGCCGCUGGUGCUGCUGCCAUCACUCCAACAGCAACGGGCUUAGCAUCUCUGAGCAAUCACGCCGCUUUGUUACAGCAGGUAAACUGUUCAUAUGCAGUUGAAACUUCUGAAGGUGAUUCGUUAAUUACUAUGCUAUGA
Molecule: messenger RNA, 718 nt
Organism: Angiostrongylus costaricensis
Lineage: Eukaryota; Metazoa; Nematoda; Chromadorea; Rhabditida; Metastrongylidae
Source: the annotation of a GenBank genome assembly